This is a messenger RNA of Rhodotorula toruloides NP11, 1626 nucleotides long. RefSeq names its product protein-tyrosine/Dual-specificity phosphatase. Gene Ontology annotation, biological process: protein dephosphorylation. The record is from RefSeq and is a predicted model, not a curated record. Gene Ontology annotation, cellular component: nucleus. Bases 1 to 1626 code for a protein of 541 amino acids. Gene Ontology annotation, molecular function: protein tyrosine/serine/threonine phosphatase activity. The transcript has 6 exons. NCBI's taxonomy places the organism in Eukaryota, Fungi, Basidiomycota, Microbotryomycetes, Sporidiobolales, Sporidiobolaceae.
AUGGCUGAUCCGAUGCAGGAGGUCAUUCCUGGACUGUGGAUCGGCGACUACAACGCCAGCCAGGACCACAACCUGCUCAAGGAGCGCAACAUCUCGUGCAUCGUCUCGGGCAUGCGCCAGGAGUACGCCGCCGCGCCCGGCAUCGACCUGCAUCGCGUCUCCGUCGACGACACCGACUCGACCAACAUCCUCGAACACUUUGUCCCGACCGCAGACUUCAUCGAUGCCGCUCUCCGAAAGGGGCAGAACGUCCUCGUACAUUGUCAGGCGGGCGUCUCGCGGUCGACGACGCUCCUCGCGGCGUACUUGAUGCGGAACCACGGAUUGAACGUCGAGCAGGCGGUCGAGCGGAUCCGCUCUGUCAGGCCGCAGGUCGAGCCAAGCGAGUUCUUCAUGAUGCAGCUCGAGCUCUUUGAGCGCUGUCAGUGCGAGUGGGACCCUGUCAAGUGGCCUGAGGAGCGGCGCUUCCUCAUGUCCUUUGCGCAGGCGCAGAUCACGGGAGGAGCGCCGCCCUCCAUCGUGCUCGCCUACUAUCCCUCCCCUUCACAGACGCCCAACACGCCUCCCGGCACCCGAAGCGUCUCCAUGUCAUCCAUGUCGUCGCAACAAAUCUCUCCCCCUCCUUCGCCUCACACCUCCACCUCUCCAACCCCUCUCGAACCCUCCCUCCCUCCAUCCGAAAUCAUCUCCUCCUCCUCUACCCUCGCUCCCGCUAUCCCCACUCUCGCACCUCCACCAGCUCGCAAGCGCCUCACGCCUCGCAAGACAGACUCGGAUUUCGGGAGGGAAAAGCAGGCGGAGAAGGCGGAGAUUGAGAAGAUUGGAUCGAGAGGGGAGGUGGUUGUGUCGGGUCGGAGGAUCAGGUGCAAGAUGUGCAGACGAGAACUCGCGGCUCGCGAACACAUCGUCGCGCACGAACUCGGAAAAGGACAGCAAGCAUUCGCCCCAAAUAGGCGGGACAUGGCCGCCUAUCGCGCCGAGCAAGAACAGCGCCGCCAGGACCUCUCGAAGCCGUCGCAACCGGUUUCGGCUGCGGCGCCUUCAGCUGCAGCGGCGGCGAGUCCGCCCGUCAAUCCGCUUGCGGCGUUGAGGAUCUCGCAGCCGAUUGCUGGGAACAGAGUCGUCCAGCCGAGACCGUCGAGUAUUCCAAGACCGCAGCCUGUCGCGCGACCUCAGCCUCGACAGGCGCAGCCGCCAUCCGACGCGCCCAUUGAGGCCAGUACGAGCAAGUCGACCUCUGAAGCAGCUUCUGCACCGGCUGCCGCAGCGUCACCCGCCGACUCCGCCGCCCCUCCGCCCGACCGCGACAUCUCCCUUUUCCCCUCCACCACCACCUCCUCCUCUGCCGCUCCUUCCGCCCAGUCCUCCGCUCCCUCGAACACCACCUCCUCCGACCCGCCUCUCCUCCCCUCCCCCGCCUGCUCCUCCUACUUCGUCGAGCCCCUGAGCUGGAUGUCGCCCAUCCUCGAAACGGGCGUUUUGGCGGGAAAGAUCACCUGUCCGAGUAAGAAGUGUGGCGCGAAGCUGGGCAACUUUGAUUGGGCUGGCACGCAGUGCUCGUGCGGAGCUUGGGUCUGCCCAGGCUUUGCGCUCAACGUCUCUCGCGUCGACGAAGUCGCAGGGUAG